AUGUACGACGCCCUAGUCCUCGGAGCCGGAGUCUACGGCCUGUCGAUCGCGACCGAGCUCACGAACCGUGGCCUCAAGGUUGCGAUCGUGGCCCGCGAUCUGCCAGAGGACGACUUUAGUGUUGGCUUUGCGAGCCCGUGGGCCGGGUGUAACUGGUGCACGUUUGAGGAGAGGGGUGACACGCCCGCGGCCGAGUGGGACGCCAUCACGUUCAAGUAUCUCGGCAGGUUGGCUGAGGAGCACCCGAACCUGUGUAAGCGGAUUCCGUUUGUGGAUCUGUGGCCGCAGAAGAAGCCGACGCCAUGGUUCAAGGGACUGGUGUUUAACCUCGAGGACAUUGAGGGGACGCCCGACAAGCCCCUUCCAGGAGGGUACAAGCACGGCGCUUCGUACGAGUCGUACAUCCUCCAUGCGCCCAACUACAUGAAGCACCUAGCGGCCGGCCUGCGCGCCCGUGGCGUGCCGUUCAUCCGGCGUCGCCUAGCCUCUCUGGAUGAGGCAUACGACCUCCCCGAGACCGGCAGCGUCGACCUUGUAGUCAACGCGCUCGCGCUCGGCAACAAGUCGCUCCUCGGGGUUCUGGAUGACAAGAUGUACCCCGCUCAGGGCCAGACUGUGCUCGUCAAGGCGCCGCUCGUGAACACAUGCACAAUGUCGACUGGGGCGUUGGACAAGACAGGUCCUGCUACCAUGUCCGAUGGCGAGCUGAUUGCGUACAUCAUCCCCCGCCCCGGUCCCGAGGGCCACGUAGUCUGCGGCGGCACCUACAACAAGAACAACUACUCUACCCUGCCCUCCCCUACCGAGGCCGAGCGCAUCCUCAAAGACUGCUACGCCCUCGACCCCCUCCUCGCCGGACCGGACGGCAAGUCGUGGCGCGACAUCGAGGUCGUCGCGCACAAUGUUGGACUCCGGCCUUCGCGAGAGGGUGGGGUUCGCCUGGAACUGGAGGCGCGCGAGGUUGGCGGGCCGGCCAACGGGCUGGUGCCCAAGUCGCGGGCUACCAAGCGCCGUCCCGUUGCUGUUGUUCACGCAUACGGGCCCGGCGGGACGGGAUACCAGAGCAGCGUGGGGCUUGCGCAGAAGGCUGCUGAUCUUGUGGUCGGACACCUGCGCUCAGUGCCUGCUGCUUCGCGGCUCUAA
Cutaneotrichosporon cavernicola is the source of this 1143-nucleotide messenger RNA. RefSeq lists its product as uncharacterized. Gene Ontology annotation, biological process: D-amino acid catabolic process. Lineage: Eukaryota; Fungi; Basidiomycota; Tremellomycetes; Trichosporonales; Trichosporonaceae. Gene Ontology annotation, cellular component: cytoplasm. Gene Ontology annotation, molecular function: FAD binding; D-amino-acid oxidase activity. The coding region runs from base 1 to 1143 and encodes 380 amino acids. The transcript is spliced from 4 exons. The record is from RefSeq and is a predicted model, not a curated record.